ACCUUCACAGCCCCUUCUCUAAAAGCAGCUCCCUCUCCCUCCGUGGGUGUUGAGAAAUAGAGAGCUGUGCAAGAAAGAGAGAGAGAGAGAGAGAGAGAGAGAGAGAGAGAGAGAUGGGGAGGGGGAAGAUAGAGAUCAAGAAGAUAGAAAAUCCUACUAACCGGCAGGUCACCUACUCCAAGAGGAGGACGGGGAUCAUGAAGAAGGCUAAGGAGCUGACGGUGCUUUGCGAUGCCGAGGUCUCGCUUAUCAUGUUCUCCAGCACCGGCAAGUUCUCCGAGUACUGCAGCCCCUCAACCGACACCAAGAGGAUAUUUGAUCGCUACCAGCAAGUCUCCGGGAUCAACUUGUGGGGCGCCCAAUACGAGAAAAUGCAAAAUACUUUGAACCAUCUGAAGGAGAUCAACCGAAACCUCCGCAGAGAAAUAAGGCAGAGGAUGGGGGAAGAUCUCGAUGGUUUGGACAUCAACGAACUGCGCGGUCUUGAGCAAAAUUUGGAUGAGGCUUUGAAGGUUGUUCGUCAAAGAAAAUAUCAUGUGAUCACCACGCAGACGGAUACUUACAAGAAAAAGUUGAAGAACUCCCAUGAAGCUCACAGAAACUUACUGCAUGAACUUGAGAUGAAAGAUGAGCACCCAGUUUAUGGUUUUGUGGAUAAUGACCCCAGCAACUAUGAGGGUGCACUUGCUCUUGCAAAUGGGGGUUCCCACAUGUACGCAUUCCGUGUUCAGCCGAACCAGCCCAACCUCCAUGGAAUGAGAUAUGGCUCCCAUGAUCUUCGCCUUGCUUGAUUUUCUGUAGCUUAAAGCCCUUACUAGCUGCAGACCUAUUACUUAUAUUCCUGCUCUCAUCAUGUGAUGUGGGGUGUGUAAUAACAGCUUAUGCUAUACCAGAAGUAAACUUUCUCUACCUACUAUUUGUUAUAAUUUCCUUGUGUUACCUGCUGUCUUCCUCAUGGUACUGGAGUGAUGAUGUUAAGUGUAAUGGAGUUGUUCAAAUCCUGACUGGAAAUUCUACUGGUCCAAUUGCAUGACUAUGUUCCAUA
This is a messenger RNA of Phoenix dactylifera (date palm), 1045 nucleotides long. RefSeq names its product K-box region and MADS-box transcription factor family protein (gene AP3). NCBI's taxonomy places the organism in Eukaryota, Viridiplantae, Streptophyta, Magnoliopsida, Arecales, Arecaceae. Gene Ontology annotation, biological process: positive regulation of transcription by RNA polymerase II. Gene Ontology annotation, molecular function: protein dimerization activity; DNA-binding transcription factor activity; RNA polymerase II transcription regulatory region sequence-specific DNA binding. The record is from RefSeq and is a predicted model, not a curated record. Gene Ontology annotation, cellular component: nucleus.